AUGCUUUUGAUGGGUAGCGUAUUACAUGACAGUGCAGUAGAGGACAGACAAAAAGCCCAAUUAAUUGGCGAAGCAUCUAAGGCCCAGGGCGAACUUUGUGUUUUAACUCUGGCUGGCGGGGCUGGUUCUAGACUUGGUUUUGAUGGUCCAAAAGGUGCUUUUGAAAUUGUAGCGAAAGGAAGGAAGGCUUCUCUCUUCCAAAGACAGAAAGAAAAGGUAGGGGGAAUGCCUUGGCUUAUCAUGGUCUCGCCUAGUACUCGUGCAGCUACUAUAGCUCAUUUUCAAGACCGAGUUCUGAGUGGUUCAGAAACAGUCUUUCUUAUUGAGCAGGAAGAGGCGGAAGCACUUACACUGGACGGACAGGUUCUGAAAGGACUGGAUGGCAAGCCUGUUCUGGCUGCUAAUGGGAAUGGCUCAGUCUUUGUAACACUGCAGAAGAAAGGAUAUACUGUUCUUUCGGCGAGUGAAGUGCGCUCUGAAUCUGAGUGUAUCUUAAAGGUCUUGGAACGCGCUGGCAUUAUCUACAUGAACAUUAUUUCCAUUGAUAAUGUCUUAGUUCGGAUUGGGGAUCCAAUUAUGCUUGGUUGGAUGGCUAGUGAGCACCUUCAGGUAGUAUCAGCCGCCGUGCCUAUUCCAGCUGGGGCUAGUAUGGGUGUCUUCAUGCCGAGUCAAGAUGCCCAAGGCCAGGAAAGCGUCAAAAUAUGCGAAUAUACCGACCAACCACAAGGCGAAGUUCUUAAAGGAUCGAAUGGAGCUCCAUUAGGCAACAUUGCCAACCAUAUCGUUCGGAUUGACUAUCUCAAAAGUAUUGAUAGUUCCUAUCUUCCCUACCACCAGGCCCACAAGAAAAUUCCCUGUGCCGACAAUCCCAACCCGACCGAGCCCAAUGCCAUUAAGCAAGAGCUCUUUAUCUUUGACGGCUUCAACUUAGCCAGCAAGCAUGGAGUUGUCGAGUACACCGAACCGGUCUAUCAAGGACUCAAAAACAAGGAGGGCCCGGCCGACAGCAUUGCCACUUGCACCGAAGCACUCAACAACCAAUAA
Nematocida homosporus is the source of this 1044-nucleotide messenger RNA. RefSeq names its product UDP-N-acetylglucosamine/UDP-N-acetylgalactosamine diphosphorylase. Gene Ontology annotation, molecular function: uridylyltransferase activity. Lineage: Eukaryota; Fungi; Microsporidia. The coding region runs from base 1 to 1044 and encodes 347 amino acids. The record is from RefSeq and is a predicted model, not a curated record. The transcript has a single exon.